AUGUCAGUCAUCGCAUGUGUCUUAUCGUGGAGUCCAGACUCCAACACGUUACAUAUCUGGACACCACAGGAAGGCGGUUUACCAGGAUGGCUGUUUCUCAUCACAGCGGAUGCGCCUGGAGCGACAUCCAACACAGCCGUUACGGCUCCUUGUGCUGCUGCUUUGAGGCGUAAGUGGGAAGCGGGGACAGAUGAGGAGAUGGAAGAAGGAGUUAGGCCAAGGAUUGGGUAUGAAAUGCUAGUCUUGAUAUGGACAGUUAAACUGAUUGCUCAUCUAUACAUCACUGGCUGA
This is a messenger RNA of Fusarium venenatum, 291 nucleotides long. Lineage: Eukaryota; Fungi; Ascomycota; Sordariomycetes; Hypocreales; Nectriaceae. The record is from RefSeq and is a predicted model, not a curated record.